AUGUCAUAAUUAUUUUCCAUCUCUCGCUCUUUGUUUCCAGGUGUAUUAUUUAUAUCUUUACAUUGGUAGUAUGAUAUUCCUACUCUUUAUGUACGCAACACUGCUAUGGGGAAGACCAAAAAUUCCAACCAAUAUAGCUUCACCCACAAAACUCUCAGCCAAGACUCGGUCAACAAGUGCAUCAGAAACUAUGGAUGAAUCAGAUACGGAUAGCACCUCAACAGAUCGUAAUAAACGUAUGCCACCGGCUAUAUCAUCGGCGAGACGACCCUCUAUAUUAUCGCCAUUGGGGCGACAACAUCAUUACGGUAGCUUCUAUUUGCGUAUGGGUGCCGUAGCCUUUGGUAUUGGUAGCAUGAUAUAUUCUGGUCUAGAAUUUGGUCAAUAUUUUGAAUUAAAUCCGGACACGAAGUGUCACAAUGUUUUGUUGGCUUUGACACCAGCUACAAGGAUGGCAUUCAUUUUUAUUCAAAUGUAUUUUAUAUUUUUGAAUAAUGAGCAAAUCAAAGUGUAUCGUUAUAAAAUCAUAGCCCGCUUCGGACUAAUGCAUAUGAUUGGCACCAAUUUGGCCGUGUGGUUGAAUGUCCUGAUACAGGAGACAAAACAUGAAAUUUUAACAUUUUAUAAUCCCGAAAAUCGAACAUUACGUAUAUCACAUCGAAUACCGGGCCAUUCAAGGGCACAUUCCGUUUUGGCACCAUCAGAUCCUAAUGUUUUGCUAAGAGUUCCACGUGGCUUGAAAGGACCCUAUCAAAUAUUUGAAUGUCGUCGUACAAAUAUAUUGGGAACAUUAGUGCAAGAUGCCUCACCAUUCCUGUUCCCCUGUACCAUUGAAUAUUCGUUGAUAUGUGCCGCUAUCCUAUAUGUUAUGUGGAAGAGUAUUUCGAGACCGCAAAUACCAAAACCACAACGUCCCGAUAUGAUAAGUUCACCAAUAAAGCGAUCGCCUCACCAUUAUUCAGUGGAUUGUGCCAGGGCACAUAAAGGCCUGUUUGUGGGAAUUUUGAUAUUGGUAUUGACCAUUAUUUCGUUGAUCCUAUUUUUCGUAUUGAUCUCACGACCGGAUUUUGUCGCCUUGGCUGUUAUGGAAGUGACAAUUUGUGAAUUGUUUAUUUAUGGUACAGCGACAAUAGCCACCCUGGUGGGAAUGAUACAGAUAAGGCAUUUGCAGUAUGAUGCCUAUCGAAGCUUUUCGUUGGAUGAUAUUUUGUUGGUUGGCGCCCAGACGGGAUCAUUUUUAUAUAACAUUUUCACAGUGAUUGCAGGACACUUUUCGCUACGCAGUGAUGAUUGGUUGGUGCCACUCAACGCCUUGGCCUCCAUUGUUCAGACCGCCUGCCAAACGAUGUUCAUUUUGGAUGCUAGUCGACGACAGGCUGUCACACCGGAACACAUUCGCAAAAAACCCGGAAGGGAAAUUGUUACCUUUAUGUUGGUUGUUAAUUUGGCCAUGUGGGCCAUAUCCACGCUGGAAAAGUCACGAGCCGAAUCACAUCCUAUACAGCUGAAUUUCUAUGGCCUAUGGGCAUGGACCAUUAUUACGCAUGUCUCCAUGCCGCUGGCGAUAUUCUAUCGUUUCCAUUCCACCGUGUGUUUGUGUGAAAUCUGGAAGCGGGCAUAUAAACUAAAACCGACGUAUAUGUGAGAAUUAGCCCGUGAGCGCAUUGCUAGCAUUGCGCAACAACAACAAUUUUGUGAAGAACUUAAGACCAACUUAUCGUAUUGCUAUUGUUCGACAACGAUCGUAGAGACCAUUGAGGAGGCGGAUAGUAAUGGUGGUAGUGGCG
Messenger RNA from Musca vetustissima, 1787 nucleotides. Its product is annotated as proton channel OtopLc-like. Gene Ontology annotation, biological process: proton transmembrane transport. The record is from RefSeq and is a predicted model, not a curated record. Gene Ontology annotation, molecular function: proton channel activity. NCBI's taxonomy places the organism in Eukaryota, Metazoa, Arthropoda, Insecta, Diptera, Muscidae. The transcript has 4 exons. The annotation marks the transcript as partial. Gene Ontology annotation, cellular component: membrane.